AUGAAGUUGUACGCACUGAGUGGUGAUCCGGCAAAACCAUGUUACGUACUCAGCUACAAAGGAUUGAUGAUAAUGCUAGAUUGUGGUCUAUCGAUUAGUUCCGUGUUGAAUUUUCUUCCGUUACCUUUGGUCCAGAGUCCAAAGUUUCAGUGUCUGCCCAAUUGGAACUGCCGAGAUUCAGAUAUUCAGCUCGAGGAUGGGGAAAUUAAAGAAUGCUGCGGGUGUGCCUUCGUUAAUUCGGCACCCGAAUUUGUGCCACCGCUAGAAAAACUUAUCGAUUUCUCCGAAAUUGACGUGAUCCUGAUUUCGAACUACACAAACAUGCUGGCACUGCCGUUCAUCACCGAAGGAACGGGUUUCUGUGGGACGGUGUACGCUACCGAACCGACACUGCAAAUUGGUCGAUUCUAUCUCGAAGAAUUAGUUGAAUACAUCGAGGCGUCUCCGAAGGAAAAUACCGCUCGGAUGUGGAAAGAAAUCCAGCACCAGCUACCGAUACCGCUAAAUGACGUGUUCAAGCCAAAGAAUUGGCGUCACUUGUUCAGCAUGGACGCGGUAAACAAGAGCUUAGCGCGAGUCCAAAUGACCGGAUACGAUCAGAAAUUGGACAUCUUCGGUGCCCUGCAAGUGACGCCAAUCAGCUCGGGCUUCUGCCUCGGAUCGAGUAAUUGGACGAUCGUUUCGGGACAGGAGAAAAUUUCCUACAUCAGUGGCUCAUCUACGCUGACCACACACCCACGUCCCAUAAAUCAGACCGCGUUGAAGUACUCGGACGUUGUCAUCAUGACUGGGCUAACGCAGGCCCCACACGUCAACCCAGAUGCGAUGCUCGGCGAGCUUUGUAUGAAUGUAAUGAUGACAUUGCGCAACGGUGGUUCCGUGCUGAUACCUUGCUACCCGUCCGGCGUGGUAUACGAUCUGUUCGAAUGUCUCUCUGUGAGUCUGGACAACCAGGGCUUCACACAGAUUCCGAUGUUCUUUAUCUCACCAGUAGCGGACAGCUCGCUCGCGUAUUCAAACAUCUUGGCCGAAUGGCUCUCGACGUCCAAGCAAAAUAAGGUCUACAUUCCGGACGAACCUUUUCCGCACGCGAGCCUUGUGAAGAACGCGAAGCUCAAACAUUUCAAGCACAUCGACUCGGAGGGCUUUAGCACCGAGUUUCGUCAGCCAUGCGUUGUGUUUUGUGGUCAUCCUAGCCUACGGUUCGGCGACGCCGUUCAUUUCGUUGAGCUAUGGGGAUCAAAUCCGUUGCACACGAUCAUUUUCACUGAGCCGGAUUUCCCACACAUGCAGGCACUUGCCCCAUACCAACCGCUCGCUAUUAAGACGGUGUACUGUCCUAUAGAGACAUCGCUAAAUUUCCAGCAAGCGAACAAGCUGAUUAAGGAGCUAAAACCUGGCGUGCUGGUGAUACCGGAGAACUACACGCAACCGCCGGCCAUCGCGCCGCAAAAGCUGGAUCUCGUCAUCGAUCAGGUUCCGGACAAAAUGAUCAUCAAGUUCAAGCGGGGUGAGGUAAUCAAGCUACCGUUAAAACGAAAACGGGGCCGCGUUUACCUAAACCCUAAGAUGGCCAAGAGUAUCGUCCCGCAAGAGGUUCAACCGGGUGUAACUGUCACAACCCUGACGGGUGUGUUGCAGGUCAAGGACAACAUUCACGAUCUGCUUCCGCUGGAACCGACCAAAGACGAGCUGGCAGAGGAACACAAAUCGAAAUCCAUGACCGGUCCUCCGCAACCGUACAGCCAACUCCGCAACAUUCGCUACGAGUGGGGAACGCUGGACAUCAAUCUGUUGCUAAAGAAGCUAGCACAAGAUGGCUUCACAGACCUGAAAGUCGAACAGGGCAGUGCCGAAGAGGUAAUACUCGUACUACCGUCUGAGGAUACCGUCAUUAGGGUGAGCGAAAAGAGCACUGAAAUUGUUUGCGGUGGGAAACAAAGUUUACGGUUGAAACUCCGAGACCUUCUGCUUCAGUGUGUACAAAGUUUUUAA
Messenger RNA from Anopheles nili, 1995 nucleotides. RefSeq names its product integrator complex subunit 9 (gene IntS9). The transcript is spliced from 3 exons. The record is from RefSeq and is a predicted model, not a curated record. NCBI's taxonomy places the organism in Eukaryota, Metazoa, Arthropoda, Insecta, Diptera, Culicidae. The coding region runs from base 1 to 1995 and encodes 664 amino acids. Gene Ontology annotation, cellular component: integrator complex. Gene Ontology annotation, biological process: snRNA processing.